AACUCACUAUUAAAAUUUGUUAAAAAUAUCAAUUGUUUAGUAGUGCUCCUAGCGAGCGGUUAAAGAAGCAGUGCGCCCAGUACAGUACAUAGCUGGAAAUAUAUAAAUUUCGUAGUGACGUGAUAAUACAAGAAAUUUAUUUUACUUUCACACUUCCAACACAAUUAAUUAAAACUGCAGACGGUAAAAUAACAAGGGACAGUUCCCACUACUGCUCCAGUGGUCGGCAGCUGUUACACACGCACAUUACCUUAAACUCAACCAGCUGAUUUUGAUUUGCUUGGCUGUGAAACUGGCAGUUUGUAAACAAAGUGUUAUCAACGCAACAAAUCCACUCCUACCUACACUUGCUUCACAACCAAGAAGUUAUCCGCAUUUCCUUUUAUGCUCCGUUCGACUUUGCGCCAGUCAAGAAGUCACAUUGCUUCCCUCGUGGUGAGUUAAUAAAAUUGUACAUGAAAGGAGUGCGCUAGUACAGGAGGACAAAAUGAAUAUAGACACAUUGCGAAAUGAGUGGGACGAACUCACCAAAGAGUACAAUGAACUCGAGGAUUGCAAUCGCCGAUAUAUUGAGUUGCUGGAACAACUCCACAGUCAUCAGCAGAAAUGUUUCAACGAAAUAAAACAUCAGCGUUAUCGGAUGAAUCAAAUUACAGCUUCACUAAAGCAAUGCAAAACAGCUCAAACGCCGGAAGAGAAGAGCAAAGUGGAGGAAUUGAAUAAAAACACACUGAAGCGUAAAGCGCAGAUACACGAAAUCGAACAGUCAUUACCCACCAAAUCGGGAUUAUAUCUCAAGAUCAUUCUCGGCGAUGUCAACGUAUCAAUUUUGAACAGAAACGACAAAGUUCGCUAUAAAGAUGACUAUGAAAAGUUUAUUAAAUUAAUACUCAACGUAAUUGGACUGUUAAUGGCAUUUCUCAAUUUGAUAUUCAACUACAGGGCCCUCGAACUGGCUUACAUAUUCCUGCUGGUCUGGUAUUACUGCACCCUCACCAUACGUGAAUCGAUACUCAAAGUGAAUGGAUCGCGCAUCAAAGGCUGGUGGCGAGCGCAUCAUUUCAUCUCAACCGCCGCUGCCGGCGUAUUGCUCGUGUGGCCGCAGGGCGAGCACUGGCAGCUGUUCCGCACACAAUUCAUGUACUUCAAUGUCUAUAUCAACAUUGUGCAGUAUCUGCAAUUUGGCUACCAAAAGGGUUUGCUCUAUCGACUGAAGGCGCUCGGCGAACGUCACAACAUGGAUAUCACCAUUGAGGGUUUCCACUCGUGGAUGUGGCGUGGCCUGAGCUUCUUGCUACCAUUUCUAUUCGGCGGCUAUACAUUCCAAGCAUACAAUGCAUGGACGUUGUACAAAUUGACAACGUAUCCACCGGGAGCACCGUGGCAUGUGUCGGUGAUGUGCGGCUUCUUCCUGCUGUUAUUCAGCGGCAACAUUAUCACCACACUGUUGGUGGUGCCCGAGAAGAUACGCGAACGUGCCAAGGAACGCUAUCGCCUGCAAUCCAUGGGUACAUCGAUGAAAUUGCGCAAAAUGAUGAGGAAUAGCAUCAGUGAAACGGACAUUUCCAGCCAGCAAUUGCUAGCCAAUAAUAAACUAGAAAACUCUACCUCCUUCCAAAACAUAGGCGAUGCAGCAGAGCAAACAACAACAACAACAGGAACAGCAGCAACAAUAGAUACGACAACAAAAACGUCAUCAAUUAGCACCGGUAAUGCAAUCACACCAGCAGAUGGUGAGGUCAAGCAAAACCAACACAAAGCACAACAGCAACAACAACAACCACAACAAGCACCCGAGCAGGAUGUGGAAUUGACGAAACCAGAGGAUAAGAAGACCAAUUAAAAAAUGUGGCAGCUCCACCAGCCCGAGCAGCGGUGCAGUGUGCUUGGGUUCUUUCAAUUAAGUGAAACCUGAUAUUUUCAAGGUUUGAUUAGUACACAAAAUGCAGAAAAAAAUUCAAUAACUAAGGAACGAAAAGAGAUUGAAGGAAAUUUCAUACAUACGUACAUAAAUACAUACAUACAUAUGUACAUAAGUGUAGUGAAGUAAAAACAAAAAAAAUUGAACAUUUUCAGAAAAUAUAUCAAAAUGGAUUUUAUUAUUUGUGAUUUACCAGAAAAUGCUCAUAUAAAAGCCAACAACAACAACAAUUUUUAAUAAGAGCAAAAUGUGGCGUCUUUGAAAGCGGCAAAUGUGUUGCAUUGUUACUAUUAACCCCCUAGUAGUAGACUCCCAUUAAUUUUAUAAAUACACAAAAACACUUUUCAUUUAAUAUUAGUACUAAAAAUAGCGAAAAAUAUCAAAAAAUAUAGAAAAUGUAUGAAUUGUAUUUUUAA
Messenger RNA from Bactrocera neohumeralis, 2337 nucleotides. Its product is annotated as transmembrane protein 120 homolog. Gene Ontology annotation, cellular component: membrane. The record is from RefSeq and is a predicted model, not a curated record. Lineage: Eukaryota; Metazoa; Arthropoda; Insecta; Diptera; Tephritidae.